Messenger RNA from Malaya genurostris, 1225 nucleotides. RefSeq names its product prostaglandin reductase 1-like. Gene Ontology annotation, cellular component: cytoplasm. Gene Ontology annotation, molecular function: 15-oxoprostaglandin 13-reductase [NAD(P)+] activity; 2-alkenal reductase [NAD(P)H] activity. Lineage: Eukaryota; Metazoa; Arthropoda; Insecta; Diptera; Culicidae. The record is from RefSeq and is a predicted model, not a curated record. The transcript has 3 exons. Bases 203 to 1186 code for a protein of 327 amino acids. Gene Ontology annotation, biological process: prostaglandin metabolic process.
ACUCCGAAAGCGCUAUCUCACGAUUGUUGCAUUAUCGAUUGACUUGUGUUUGUUCGGUUCGUGUACUACCGGCGCGAUAACGAGCUAAUCAAAUGAGAUAAAGGAGCGCACUUUUUUGCAAUUGUCGUCAUUGUGUUUCUUGUGGGCGGCGGUACCUGCCGAAUUCUAGCUUUGUCCGUUAAUCGUUAAUCAACACUGCAAAAUGGUGGUUGCUAAAAAGUGGAUCUACGCCAAGGCCUUCUCCGGGCUACCAACGGCCGAAAACUUUCGCUUGGAAGAGGAAACGAUUGCCGAUGUCAAAGACAAUGAAUUCCUCGCCGAAGCACUGUUCCUCAGUGUGGAUCCGUACAUGCGUCCGUACAUGCUGGAGUUUCCCGUCGGUUCGGUCAUGAUUGGUGGUCAGGUGGCGAAGGUACUGGAAAGCAAACACCCAAAAUUCCCGGUUGGAAGCUACGUUCAUGGCAGUUUCGGUUGGAGAACGCACACCGUUUACAAUCCGGAUAACGAAACCGGCUGGAAAGCUUACGUGCUGCCCGACUUCGGUAAGGAACCGCUGUCGCUGGGUCUAGGUGUACUGGGAAUGCCCGGGAACACGGCUUAUUUCGGUUUACUGGAGAUUUGCAAACCGGUAGCCGGCGAAACGGUAGUCGUUAGCGGAGCAGCCGGCGCUGUGGGAAGUCUGGUGGGACAAAUUGCCAAAAUUAAGGGUUGUCAAGUUGUCGGAAUCGCUGGAACGGACGACAAGUGCAAGUGGCUGAAAAGUAUUGGAUUUGAUCAUCAGGAAUCAUAUUUGGAGAUUUGUGCCGAGUUGAAGAAGGCUGCCCCGAAGGGUGUCGAUUGCUAUUUCGAUAAUGUGGGUGGAAAGAUUACGGAGAUCGUUCGUGGGCAGAUGAAUACUUUCGGUAGGAUUUCCGUUUGUGGAACGAUCUCGAACUACAACUCACAACCGGAGAAGGUGGUCGAUCCCCAGCGGGACUACGUUUGGAAGCAGCUGAAACAGGAAGGUUUCAUUGUGCAUCGCUGGCACGAACGUCAGCUGGAGGGAAUUCAGCAGAACCUAAAGUGGAUUCAGGAGGGAAAACUCAAGUACAAGGAAACGUUCACGGAAGGAUUCGCGAACAUGCCGAAAGCCUUCAUCGGGAUGCUUACGGGGGAAAACACCGGCAAAGCGGUUGUUAAAGUUUAAAAAUGUGUGUUUAUUGCGGAAUUAAAUUUUAUAAGAUCA